AGAUCUAGUAAAAGACCUAGAAGAAGAAUAUGGAUAUGCAACUAACCAAGCACUAAACUUGGAUAGAAAAGAUUUUAAAGCAAUGAAAGAAGAACUAUUGGGAGUAUCUCUAGAAAACUUAGAUAAAAUGCAUGAUGUAGAAGACGAAGAAGAACUAAUGUUCCAAGAACAAAAACGAGCCAGAGGACAAGGCUUAGAAUUACCAGAAACAUUACCACCAAAACAUCCAUAUCAUGAAGAAUAUCUACCAACAAUAAACAAACCACGAGAAACAGAACAAAUAGCAGAUAGAUGGCUACUAGACGAAAACUUUGGAUGA
Molecule: messenger RNA, 319 nt
Organism: Racocetra persica
Lineage: Eukaryota; Fungi; Glomeromycota; Glomeromycetes; Diversisporales; Gigasporaceae
Source: the annotation of a GenBank genome assembly